Molecule: messenger RNA, 1119 nt
Organism: Prorocentrum cordatum
Lineage: Eukaryota; Dinophyceae; Prorocentrales; Prorocentraceae
Source: the annotation of a GenBank genome assembly
AUGGCCCAGCGACGCGCCGAGCGUCGCUGGCGCGCGAAUGUCUUCGUGACCGAGCUGCCCAUUGGGCGUCCCAUUGGCUACCUGACGCUUCCUUCGAGAUCGCCCCAUCAAUGGCGAGGCGAACUGGGCGGCCCGGCACUCUCCAACGUCCUGCAGGGCCGCGUGUCCAGCGACAUCCGCGACGCCGGCUCCGCCGCCGCGCCCGCAAGCCCGGAGCUCGCGGAACUUAUGGGCCACGUGGCGGCUGGCAUCGGCGCCGCCGAGACAGUGCUCUUGCUCGAGGACCUGGAGCUCAUCAACGACCUCCGGCAGGCCCUCUCGGACGCUUUGGUGGAAGUGGAUCCGUCCAAGGACGAAGGCGGCGCGGCGGCCGCGGACGGCUGCCUGGCCGAGCGCACGCCCGGGCUCCUGCCUGCCGUGGCCGGCGCCGGCGGCCCGCGCCUGGCGGUGGGCGCCUGCGAUGCGGACGCGUUGGCUGCAGUCGCGAGUGCGCUCGGGACGCUCUGCGCGACCCUGCCGCCGCCACGCUGGGGCCGCUGGCCUGGGCGGGCCCCGAAGCCAGGAGAGACGGAGACCGUGCGGCUCGGCGGCGCCCCUGGCGAAGGCCCCGCGUGGCUCGGGCCCCUGCGGGAGGUGGAGCACCCCGCGCCUCAGGAGCAGCAGCGCCCUUGCCCGCCCGACGGGCCGCCGCCGGCGAAGCGUUCGAGGGGUCUUGCGACCACUCGCAGCGAGGCGGCGCGCCCGCGGCCGCCCGGCGGCGGCCCGCCGCCGAAGCGGAUGAGGCCGCCGCCGAGCGGCCGGGAGAGCAUUGCUCCCUCGGCGCCCGCCGGCGGCGCGGAGCUGCGCGCCGAGGCCCCCGCGGAGGGCGAGGCGGCCGAGGCGGCCGAGGACGGGCUGGCCAUCGCGAACGGUGACGAGGAGGAGGCAGGCGGGCAGGCGCAGCUGGGCACGGAGGCGUCGCCCGGCGAGGCGCGGGUCGUGCCGCCCCCUCGCGGCCGCGGGCAGCGGGCCGCAGAGGGCUUCCACGCCCCGACGGCCAAGGCCAGGGCGCGGAAAGUCCUGGUGCCGACGGCCAAGGGGCAGCCACGGCCGCGCGGGACCAUCGAGAAGUUCCUGUAG